GCCAUCCCCUUCUCAUUCCGCUGCUGCCAUGGCCACCAAGCAGAAGGCCUAGCAGGACAGGAGUGCUGGGCAAGGGCUAGAAAUGUUGAGGUUGCCCUCCCUUUUGGGACUGCUGAUGUUGCUGGCAUCCUCUGCUGCGCCACCAGUGCCUCCCGUGGGCAGCCCCCUGUCUGAUGGUGAGUACCAGCUCUUCUUCUCCAGCCUGUGGCCAACCUGGAAGGCUCAUGCAUCCUGCCACCUACGUCAGACCUUCGGCUGCCUCAGCCCUGCAGUCCUGCGGCUGGACCAGCAGGAGAACCAUGGCCGUGUCCCUGAAGGACCUGUCUGCUCUGCCUUCCCUGAGGCACCAUGGUUUCAGACCUUCUGCCAGUUUGCCCAGUAUCGCUGCUCCAAGCGCAAAUUCUAUGUCAAGCGAAUCCCAUGUCCGAGGUUUUUUCCAAAAGGCCUUCUUCAUCCAGAGCAGCAACCAUAUGAUGUGGACUUUUGGGCAAAAGAUGAAAGCUCUCCUACAGAAGCAGUACCAGAGAAGCCGCCUCUUUCUCCUGCUGACCUCCAUCUGCACUCCAACGUGGACAUGCUCCUGAAGUACUCCUAUGCACUUUCAAGUCAGAAACCACUGGUGCGGAAGGUCCCACCAGCCAUACCAGUGGUGCCCAGACCGCAGCAGGACAGGGGUCCACCUGUACCACCAUCUGCCCUGCCAGUCCCACCCGCCCCUGCCCCCUCGCGAUCCCAUGCCUGGGCAGAGAGCACUUGGGAGCAUCGCCUGCAGCGUGGCGUCUGGCAGCUCAUCAGUGCAGCCCUCUCCCUGGAGACCCUGGAAGGCACAGAAGUCCCCGCCAUCACUUCAGGUCUGGGGAGUGUGACCAGCGGCGCAAAACAGAGGAUGCAGGACAUGUCCCCCCCCGGCAGUCUUCUUGCCCUGAAGAGGAAGGAAGCAGUGAUGAUCCUGUGCUAUGCAGUGCUGGAGGGAGUCUGUAUCUCCUCAGUUGUCACCCAGGCAUGGAAGGAGUUGGAAGAAAAAAUCCUCGGGUUCGGAGAUUCGGUGUGUGACAGCCUUGGGCGGCAGCAUAUGGGCCUAUGCCCUACCUGCGCUUUCUGCUCACUGAAAAUGGAGCAGUGCCAGAACAUCUACAACCUGAGGCGCGUUCACUGCAAGACAGGCAGCUUCAUCGCAUACAUCAACCCCCAGAUCUCAGUCCAGCAUCGGGCUGCAGGCAACAAGACCAGCUCUCCAGAGCCCUCGGAGUACUUCGGUACACAGGUUUCCAGUGGCCUGCGACCAGAAUACUGGUGCAGCCUGAUAGCCACCCAAGGCUGCGAUGACCCUCGUGUGAUGCUCUGGCUGCAGGCAGAAUAUGCAACCUUCCGAGCAGGGGAUGUCCCAGGCAAGAUCUGCGACUCGGGUGGAGUUCAGCACCCCACUUACUGCGCCUUCAAAAGCCACCAGUGCUUGCAGCACAGCCUCUACAACCAGAGGGCUCUUCUUUCAGGUGAUUCGCCAUGGCUGCUUCACAAACCAGACCUAUCACGUUCUGAGUGAGGAAGAGGGAAAGGAGGAAGUAAUGCGCUGGCACCAGAGGUUCCUCAGCCUCACUGAAGGAUAAGGUGCAGUGGUGGGCAAGGUGCAAGGGGUGCAGGACACCAGAGCAGGCUGCAUGGAAUUGUGGCAGUGCAGAGAACCCAAACAGCUCUUUCCAGGCUCCAUGCUGGUCAGUCAACUGUCCAUGGCCAAAUCUCAUCACUUGAGCACCUACUCUGCAUCCCUGACAGCAGCACAUCAGGAGAGGAGCUGAAUCCAACAGCAUUUCACCCUGCUGCCCACUGAAACUCCUCUUGAAAAGGUUUUCUCCAGAUGAAGGAGCCUGGGAAAGCUGUUGUCCCCAGUAUAUGGAUUUAGAGCCACCUGCAUGAAGUCCCCAGCAACCCUUAGCCUUCCUGAUCCUGCAGGCUUACAUCAAUCAGUAGCAUUACCAAGGCUGAACCAUAUUUUAUAAAGAGCCCAUAAACCUAA
Messenger RNA from Phasianus colchicus (ring-necked pheasant), 2014 nucleotides. It is a transcript of the gene ACRBP, whose product is annotated as acrosin binding protein. NCBI's taxonomy places the organism in Eukaryota, Metazoa, Chordata, Aves, Galliformes, Phasianidae. Gene Ontology annotation, cellular component: acrosomal vesicle; nucleus. The record is from RefSeq and is a predicted model, not a curated record.